ACACCAAAAACGUUGCCGGACAAAACUCCGCGGGGCGACAAAUUAGUCGAGAAUGCAAUUUACCCAAACCCUAAUGUCAUGCAAACGAUCGAACCCAUUUGCUGAAAUCGUCAGAUAAACUUGAUCUCUUCAGAAUCCGAAUCAUCGUCUUCGCUCGGAUCCCUUGGAAUGGACGAAGUAAUCACAGCAUCCGAUGCGGCGGUGGAUAGGCGAUUCGGAUCAUCUCAGCCGUCCGUUGUGCCCACCAACGUCCCUCUCCUCUCCGCUUUCCUCUCCUUCGCUCUCGCUCAGUUUCUCAAGGUCUUCACCACCUGGUUCAAGGAGAAGAAAUGGGAUACCAAAAAGAUACUUGCAUCUGGUGGAAUGCCAUCAUCACAUUCAGCAACUGUGAUGGCUCUGGCAGUUGCCAUUGGUCUACAAGAAGGAAUUAAGUCUCCUUUGCUUGCAGUUGCUCUUGUUCUUGCAUGUGUGGUCAUGUACGAUGCUACUGGAGUGAGACUUCAUGCCGGGCGUCAAGCUGAAUUGCUGAAUCAAAUCGUUUGUGAGCUACCUCCUGAUCAUCCUGUCUCCAAUUGCCGACCACUCAGGGACUCACUUGGCCAUACGCCCCUUCAGGUUGCUGCAGGUGCUUUGUUGGGGGUUUUUAUAGCACUUCUCGUUAGAAUUUCUAAUUGAGUGAGUGACAAAGGAAAGGAAAGAGCAUUGUUGAUAUGGAGAAAACUUUUAACCAUCUUGGAUCGGAUAUUUCACUUAUGAUUAACCAUCUUGGGACUCCUAAUUUACCUGUAUAAUUAAUUACCCUGUUUACAGAUUCGUAACAAGUUCUCAUCAGAAUUGUUACUUGAAAUCUAUACGUAUAGCGAGGAAAGUUCAGUACAAACAGACUGCUGUGUAACUAGGAUAAAGAAAUGUUCCAACCUUUUCUAUUUAGGGUAAGUACUUCUUC
Molecule: messenger RNA, 946 nt
Organism: Tarenaya hassleriana
Lineage: Eukaryota; Viridiplantae; Streptophyta; Magnoliopsida; Brassicales; Cleomaceae
Exons: 5
Coding region: 169-675 (168 amino acids)
Source: RefSeq, a predicted model, not a curated record